AUGCUUGUUGUUCCACAAAAGAACUCUGUCCUUCCUGUUGCGACUACUGUGAAGCACUCAGACGAGCCUAACGAAGAUUUUCAAGUCAAGGUCCCUAUUCAGGGAGUGCUUUUUAAUGGCCAAUACUGCUUUGAUGUUGUGCUUACAACAGACUUGAAUCGGAUUACAGGGCCCUUAAGAGGGGACCCCAAGCACCCUCAAGCUCUUGUCAAGCACCGUGAGAUUAUGCUUACACUACUUAAAGAUCUCACCACCGUUGAUUUGUGCUUCUCCUUCCCCUCUGACAAGAGCUGCUCAAAUUUUGGGCUCUGGGCACACCAAACCAUCUUAAAACGAUACAAGCCCCUUGCUGAGUUCAUCAACUCACCCCCGGCUAAAGAGUCAAAAGAGAGGAAGAUCGUGCGGUUCAAAGGCGACAAAUCGCGUGACUCUUCACGCUCUUCGGAUUCCUACUCGGGUGAGUCUGAUGAAGGAGAUGAGAGCGAAUACGAAGAAGAUGAUGACCGCUGUUGUCUGUUGAUCGAUGACGAGUUUAUGAUGGCUACGAUCUGUGCACUUUUAAUGUAUGUUUAUACUGGCGACAUUGAGCUCUCUGUUGACACCAGCAAGUUUGCCAUCAAACAGUCAGAGGGCGACGGCUCAACUAGCGGACAAGGCAAAAACUCAACCAGGCAUCCCUUGGGCCUCGACUCUGGAUGGAGGUUUAAGGAUGUCACUUGGAUGGAUCUACUCAAGGCAGCAGAUUAUUAUGGAGUGACUGAUCUUCAGGCUCGGUGCGAGGAAGAAGUGAUCGCAUCCAUUAAUGAGUCUAACGCGCUUGAUAUUCUGUUCAACGUUGGGCAGAAAUAUAAGGAUAUUAAGCUGGAAGCUAUUGAUUACAUUGCGAAUAUGAUGGGUUCAUUGUUUAAUCAGGAGCGAGACCCAUUCGCACCAUACAAGGACCAUCCUUCGUGCUAUGAACUGAUGGUUGAAGUGAUGCGUCACAAGGGCAAUCAAGGCUUAUAA
Messenger RNA from Lobosporangium transversale, 1005 nucleotides. RefSeq lists its product as hypothetical. The transcript is spliced from 2 exons. Lineage: Eukaryota; Fungi; Mortierellomycota; Mortierellomycetes; Mortierellales; Mortierellaceae. The coding region runs from base 1 to 1005 and encodes 334 amino acids. The record is from RefSeq and is a predicted model, not a curated record.